CAGCGCACAUACACACAAAGAUCAUUUCUCACUCUACAGCACUUAGCACUUGGCAAUUUGGCUUUUGUUUAUGACCCUCAACUCUCAAAAUCCUAAUCAACCCCUUACUUUGUUGCCAAGUGUCACCAACCCAUUUCCUAGAAGACUCCUUCUCUUCAUCUGCCUCUCAAAAUUAAAAAAGGAAACCUUUUUUUGUCACUAAAAUAGUCUGAUUUUCAUAUAAUUCCAAACACAGGGUUGUUUUUGUGUUGAGAAAUGAAAACUACUCUGUAACAUUCUCUGUUUCAUGCUAUCCUCAAACACAAAAAAAGCACCAUCUCAAUCUUUUUUCUUCAGUGCCCAUUUCUCCACAAUGCUCAAAAUCCUCAACAGAAGGCUCAGACGCCUCUGCUCUCGUCUCCGGUGGCCGAUUCAUCGCCGGUCCAGGCCAAAAAUUCUCAUCAGAAAAUUGGGAAAAUCAAACUCCAAUCAUCAUAAUGACAGUAGAAAUGAAUCUAGCAUGAACGGGUCAGCAACUGUCCAUCCAAAUGGCCUUUUUGAUUGCUUGAAAACAGAGGAGAAGCCUAUAAAGAUAGCAACUUUCAAUGCUGCUCUGUUCUCAAUGGCCCCUGUAGUGCCUAAAGUGUUCAAUUCUUCAAGUAUUGACUACGAUAUUGAAGAUUUUGAAAAGGGUAAAACUUCUUUAAACUUCAACUUGCGCACAAGGUCUGCAAAUGAUCGGCCAAAGAGUAUACUAAAGCAGUCUCCCCUGCAUCCAAGCUCCACGAAUGGUAAUGAGAAUCUUUCAGAACAGCAAAAGUUUGCCAAAUCAAAGUUAAGGGUGUCAAUAAAUUUGCCAGAUAAUGAAAUUUCAUUACUGAGAAACAGGCAACUGAGCUUUGUAAAAGAUGGAGAGGAGGCUAAUUCAAGCAGCAAUUUAACUAGAAGUCUUAGAGGAAAAGCUCCAGUGAGGUCACAAAGCGCGAUUUCUUCAAGAAAUGUCGUUAAUGGAGUCGAUAGAGAUAAUUAUAGGAGUAGAAGAACAGUUGUUGAAGUUUUGAAAGAACUGGAUGCUGAUAUAUUAGCUCUACAAGAUGUGAAAGCAGAGGAAGAGAAAGAAAUGAAGCCUCUUUCUGAUUUGGCUGCUGCUUUAGGAAUGAAUUAUGUUUUUGCUGAAAGUUGGGCUCCUGAAUAUGGCAAUGCUAUCUUGUCUAAAUGGCCAAUUAAGAGAUGGGAAGUUCAGAAAAUCUUUGAUGAUACUGAUUUCAGGAAUGUUCUUAAGGCAACAAUAGAUGCGCCCCAGAAAGGAGAAGUCAACUUAUACUGUACACAUCUUGAUCAUCUUGAUGAGAAUUGGAGGAUGAAGCAAAUUAAUGCAAUUAUACAAUCUACUGAUGGUCCCCAUAUCUUAGCUGGUGGUCUUAAUUCCUUGGAUGAAACGGAUUAUUCAGCAGAGAGGUGGACAGAUAUUGUCAAGUACCAUGAAGAGAUUGGGAAGCCAACACCAAAAGUAGAAGUGAUGGGAUUCUUGAAGAGUAAACACUACACUGAUGCUAAAGAAUUUGCGGGAGAAUGCGAGUCAGUAGUGAUGAUAGCUAAAGGCCAAAAUGUGCAAGGGACAUGCAAGUAUGGAACCCGAGUAGACUACAUAUUGGCUUCGUCAAAUUCACCUUACAAGUUUGUUCCUGGAUCAUACUCUGUGUAUUCUUCGAAAGGAACUUCUGAUCAUCAUAUUGUUAAAGUUGAUAUAGUAAAAGUAAGUAGCAGCAGCAGUGAUCGAGAAAAUGUCGCAAGAAAGAGAAGGCAACCACCUAAACACAAAGUUGUAAGGAUACUUAACUCUUCUCCUUCCAAAGGUAUUUGGAAAGCACAUUCUUGAUGAGAAGUGUAGCUUUUGACCCUUUCUUUUUCUUUCUAUUUUUAUUUUUAUAACAAGAGAAAAAUGCCAAAUAAAUUUUAGUUAAGUUUCUUGGGUUUGAUUUCGAUUUCUUUCAUGGGAAAGAAGUAAAAAGGAGAGGCAUUGCUUUGUAAAUCAUUAAUUAAUGACUUCGUAGUAACAGCAGGAAAAGGUUGGUAUUUGGUACGGUACUUAAUUAUUUGUAUAGCGUUUAGAGAAAAUUGAAACAACAAGUCGCACUGCAAUUUCUUGGCA
This is a messenger RNA of Ricinus communis (castor bean), 2131 nucleotides long. RefSeq lists its product as uncharacterized. The record is from RefSeq and is a predicted model, not a curated record. Gene Ontology annotation, molecular function: catalytic activity. The transcript has 4 exons. Bases 287 to 1858 code for a protein of 523 amino acids. Gene Ontology annotation, cellular component: endoplasmic reticulum. Gene Ontology annotation, biological process: GPI anchor biosynthetic process. NCBI's taxonomy places the organism in Eukaryota, Viridiplantae, Streptophyta, Magnoliopsida, Malpighiales, Euphorbiaceae.